GAAAGGAGCCACAUUGCAGUGGGAGACCUCAAAGGAAGAACACAGUUUGAAUAGAAUGGAAUGGGCUUUCAAGUCCGACACCUCUGCUGCAGUGCUUCCCAACCUUUGGUCUUCCAGGUGUUUUGGACUCCAGCUCCCACAAUUCAGCUGUGGCAGCAUGGAGCCUGCUUUCCACAGAGGAGACCUCCUCUUCUUAACCAACCGCAUUGAAGAGCCAAUCAGAGUGGGCGAAAUUGUGGUCUUUAGGAUAGAAGGAAGGGAAAUCCCAAUAGUGCAUCGGGUUUUGAAAAUUCAUGAAAAACAAAAUGGAGACAUCAAGUUUUUGACGAAAGGUGACAACAACGCAGUGGAUGACCGAGGCUUGUACAGACAAGGGCAGUACUGGUUGGAGAAGAAAGACGUGGUGGGAAGAGCGAGAGGAUUUGUGCCAUACAUUGGGAUUGUGACCAUCCUAAUGAAUGACUACCCCAAAUUCAAGUACACCGUCCUCUUUCUCCUGGGCCUGUUCGUGCUGGUCCAUCGAGAGUAGUCUGCCGCCCGGAAGAUGGUGCCGGUUGCGCUGAAGAGAAGAGAGAGAGAAGGGUGUGAUGGCGGGUACACGUCACUGCUUCCCGACCCAAUGGGGCCGGGCUCUUUAGUUUUAUUUUCUACUACAGCUGUGUAACAGGAAAGUUGAUCCCAGUAUUUUGAACGGUUUGUCACCUUUUAGCCUUUUUGUACAUCGUUGAAUUUUUUAUAUUAAAAGUUUUCAGCCAAA
Molecule: messenger RNA, 757 nt
Organism: Anolis sagrei ordinatus
Lineage: Eukaryota; Metazoa; Chordata; Lepidosauria; Squamata; Anolidae
Gene: SEC11A
Product: SEC11 homolog A, signal peptidase complex subunit
Cellular component (GO): membrane; signal peptidase complex
Molecular function (GO): serine-type endopeptidase activity
Source: RefSeq, a predicted model, not a curated record